This is a messenger RNA of Aspergillus caelatus, 1380 nucleotides long. RefSeq lists its product as uncharacterized. The record is from RefSeq and is a predicted model, not a curated record. Bases 1 to 1380 code for a protein of 459 amino acids. The transcript has 5 exons. NCBI's taxonomy places the organism in Eukaryota, Fungi, Ascomycota, Eurotiomycetes, Eurotiales, Aspergillaceae.
AUGCCUUGUCCAGCCAUUGAUCUUGAGCCAUACAAGGCUGAGAUUACAGCUUUGUAUCAAAGAAAUGAGCCAGUGGCUGCAAUACAAGAUUAUCUGAAGGAGUCAUUCAAUCUUCAGCUCAGCAAGCGUACACUUGAAUCACGUCUUCAAGAAUGGGGUUUGCUGCAUCAGGAUCGUACAGUCAGUAUUAAUACUGAUGUACAGGCACGAAUAAAAGUACUCUUUUUCCAGGUUGGCCUUGAAGAUAAAGAUAUCCUUUAUGUUUUACAUCAGGAAGGAGUGACUCUGGCACCUUGUACACUCAGGCGUAUGCGUAAAAGUCUUGGACUUGUACGCCGUACUGAUUCUCCUUUUGAGAGACAGCGUCAAACUGAAGCUAUUCUACAAGCUCUUAUUGAGGAAUCUGAGAAAGGCAAGAUCCAAGGAUUUGGUAGAGGAUUACUCCACCAGUAUAUACGUACAAAAGGCCAUAUCAUUACUCGAGCUCGCCUUUUUCAAGCUUACCGUACAACAUUUCCUGAUCGAGUCUUUGCCCGUCGUCAUCAGCUGCAGCGCCAACGAGGAGAAUAUAUUGUACCUGGACCAAAUUUUCUUUGGUCAGUGGAUGGUUAUAUGAAGCUGGAGCCGUACGGGAUUGAGAUAUAUGCAGGAAUAGAUGCCUAUUCUCGCUAUAUUAUCUGGAUCUAUUGUGGGAUUACUACUCGUACAGCUAUCAGUGUCUUAAAUCAAUUUUUAGAUAUUGUGGAAACUGUACAGCUACAACCACAAAAGAUCCGAUCCGAUCAUGGCUCAGAAAGAGGUCGUUUUCAAGAUAUCUAUCUACAGCUUCAGCAGGCUGCUCUGUAUAAGUCGCGGACAUAUUUCCGUACACUGAAGGAUAAAGGUCUAUUCAGUAAAAGCUGUACAGCUGAUCAGAUUGCUUUACUAAGUAUUUACAUACCUAUAAUUCGUACAGAGAUCUAUGGCUAUGUAGAACUUUGGAAUGUCCAUCAAAUCCGGAAGCAACGCAAUCGGCCAAAUUCUGUUGCUGGAAAACCAUAUAUACUUUAUCAUCAUCCGAAAGAAGGUGUACGAGGCUACGGGCUUCCUAUUAAACAAGAAGUUCUGGAUAUACAACGACAAUCUGUACACAGAUUCGAUAUUGAUGAGUAUCUACCAGAAGAAACUCUUCGUUUCUGCCGUACAGUAUUGCUGGGGAUUGGCUUUGACCCUGAAAGACCACCACCACUUCAGCCAGAGGAUGAGGCAGCCCCUUUUCGUACAAUCUAUUUGGAGCUAAGAGAGAUUAUUAGCUUUCAUAUAGAUCUCUUUGUUGAGCCUUUUCUUGGCUUAUUAUCCCGACCAACAGCUGGCCGACGUUCAAAUCCCGAGGUGGAUUAG